Messenger RNA from Athalia rosae (coleseed sawfly), 1144 nucleotides. RefSeq names its product baculoviral IAP repeat-containing protein 5-like (gene Det). The transcript is spliced from 4 exons. Lineage: Eukaryota; Metazoa; Arthropoda; Insecta; Hymenoptera; Athaliidae. The record is from RefSeq and is a predicted model, not a curated record. Bases 183 to 575 code for a protein of 130 amino acids.
UUUUCAGGUCUUUAGUCGAUAAGUUAGACACAUGGAGGUUUUGUGACAGCGCUGUCAGUGGAAUCAAGCGAAACUUGAGUGAGGAGCUGUCACAUUUAAAAUACUUUAACCGUUGCACGUUACACUGGAUAAACAAUUCAGUUUUUACUAAUUCAGACACCUCAAUCGUAAUUUGAAUCAACAUGAACUCUAUAGACUUGGCAAAAACAAUAGAUCCACGAUUCUGGAAGAGUAACCGGUUGGCGAGCUUUGAGAAUUGGCCAUUUCAAUCCGACUGCUCUUGCACCCCUGAAAAGAUGGCUGCAGCGGGAUUCAUCUUAAUUGGGGAAAGAGAGAUAGAACCUGAUCUAGUGGAAUGUUUCAUCUGCGGCAAGCAGCUUGACGACUGGGACUCUGAUGACGAUCCAUGGAGUGAGCAUAAGAAGCACAUGCCAUCUUGCGCUUUUGUGGAACUAGGAAAAAGGGAUGAAGUUGAAUGGACCGUUGCCGAAUUAUUCACCCUCCACAAGGAGUUUGUUAAAAGAUCACUGGUAAAAAAAAAAGUACGAGCUUGCAGUUUCCAAACUGAAGGCUGAAGCUGCUGAAUUGUCUGAUCAGAUAAGCAAAUCUCAAAAGACAGUUCGAAAGCUUCGCAGAGCAAAAUCUAAACGGUCUGAUGCCUAGAUCUGGAACGCGAUAAAUUAUUGCCAUCAUCAAUGAUCGGUCGACUGAUUAAUUGUUACUCAUUUUAUUCUAUUUUGUAAAGGCCUAGCUAGUUUUUGAACUCUUAUUAGUGAGGACGUGUACCGUUCAGUUUUAAAAGUAUCAGAAUAUAAAAUAAUUAAAUUUGAAGACUUUUAUACAGCCGAAACGAUUCCUAUUGCAUCAAAAAUGGGUAGAAUAAAGAAGACCUUUCUAAUUUGUACGUAUGAUUAGUGCCAUGAAGUAUUCGAAUAUAUCGGAUUUAUCCAUGUUACUUGGAAUAAAUGUUCCUGAAAUCUCAAUAAUAUUUUAUUACCUGCCAUGGAUUCUAUACAUUUUAAAGUUUUUACUGGAUUGAAUUUUAUUCCAAACAGUAGCUAACAUACGCCGAAUGUCAAACUUUCUAAUAAAUCAAGCUAUUGUAUCGAAUAAAUGUGCACGAAUGUUGCAUUUCUAAAUUCCA